GGCCUGCCCCCAUCCACAACUCUCAAAUUUCUAUCCUUUUCUUCUUCUUCCAUCGAUUGCAUUCAAAUAUUGAUCAAUCACGAGAUUAAUUGAUUGAUAUCCAUAUAUAUAUGAUGACCAUCGACCUGCAGCUUCCGGCGGCGGCGUGCGGUGAUCAUCACACAGCAGCAGGGGCAGGGCUGCCGCCGGGAUUCCGGUUCCACCCGACGGACGAGGAGCUCCUCCUCCACUACCUCGGCAAGCGCGCCGCGGCGGCGCCCUGCCCGGCACCGGUGAUCGCCGAGGUGGACAUUUACAAGUACAACCCGUGGGAGCUGCCGGCCAUGGCGGUGUUCGGGGAGUCGGAUGGCGAGUGGUACUUCUUCAGCCCACGCGACCGCAAGUACCCCAACGGCGUCCGUCCCAACCGCGCCGCCGGCUCCGGCUACUGGAAGGCCACCGGAACCGACAAGCCCAUCUCCAUCUCGGAGACGCAGCAGACGGUACUGCUGGGCGUGAAGAAGGCCCUCGUCUUCUACCGCGGUCGCCCGCCCAAGGGCACCAAGACCAGCUGGAUCAUGCACGAGUACCGCCUCGCCAACGCCGCCGCCUCCUCCUCCUCCUCCUAUACUAGUAACAUGAAGCAGCUGGCCUCAUCAUCAUCGUCCAGCUCCAGCAGCGCCAGCAUGAGGCUGGACGAGUGGGUGCUGUGCAGAAUCUACAAGAAGAAGGAGGCCAACCAGCAGCUGCAGCACUACAUCGACAUGAUGAUGGACGACGACAACGAUGACGAACACAACCUGCAGGUGCAGCAGCAGCAGCAGCAGCAGGCUCAAAGCCACCGGAUGCCAAGGCCUCCAUCCAUCUCAGACUACCUUCUCGACUACUCCGACGACCUCCCGCCGUCCACCGAUCAGACGCCAUCUCUGCACCUUGGAUUCACGGCGGUGAACGAGGGCAACAACAAGAGGCACAAAACUAUGGAGGAAUAUUAUUCUAUUUCCAUUUCCACUGCAGAUAUGCUGCAUGCGUCGUCGUCCACGUCCAACAACAAGUCGACGCAAAUCAACUUCUCCUCCAUAUUUGAGCCGCAGACGCCUGCAGCUGCGGGCCAUCAGCUGAUGUCUUCUCACAACGACGACACAUCCAUAUGACCAACCUCCCCCAUCAACUAUCUAAAGCUAGGUUAGCAGAUUCAAUUCGUUCAGUCAUCAUUUCACUACCUACGUUCGUUACGUCCAAGCUUGUUCACAAUUAUUGGAGGGGUUGGAUUUAAUUGAAUUGAAUUCUUGUUCAUCACAAACUGAUAGAUAAUUAAUUAAUAGAUUAAUUGUCAGGAAUGUACAUACAUACAUACAUGUGUACUGGAGUACAUAGCUAGCAAUUAGUGUCAAUUAUAUACGUUGUUGUAAGUCGUUGUAAGUAACAGUUAAUCAUGUGCCAAAUAUAUAGCAGUGUUUUACAACAAAUUAAUUGUCUCUGGGAAUUAACACAAA
Oryza sativa Japonica Group (Japanese rice) is the source of this 1475-nucleotide messenger RNA. Its product is annotated as NAC transcription factor 29. Lineage: Eukaryota; Viridiplantae; Streptophyta; Magnoliopsida; Poales; Poaceae. Gene Ontology annotation, molecular function: DNA binding. The record is from RefSeq and is a predicted model, not a curated record. Gene Ontology annotation, biological process: regulation of DNA-templated transcription.